Physella acuta is the source of this 1722-nucleotide messenger RNA. Its product is annotated as thyrotropin-releasing hormone receptor-like. Gene Ontology annotation, cellular component: membrane. The record is from RefSeq and is a predicted model, not a curated record. Gene Ontology annotation, molecular function: thyrotropin-releasing hormone receptor activity. Lineage: Eukaryota; Metazoa; Mollusca; Gastropoda; Physidae. Gene Ontology annotation, biological process: G protein-coupled receptor signaling pathway.
AUGGUCAGAACAGCAGCCGAUAAUGGCGGCAGCACGGAGACGUGGCAGACAUCAGCAGACGACAGAGCCCAAGAUUUAGCGCCAGAGAGCGGCCUGUCUCGCCAUCUGUCGGCUUCGCACGGCCCACCAAUGACGUCACUUCCCAGACUUCUCCUAACGCUCGGAGAAUCAGACAGACAAAAUGCUUUUAAGAGAUUCCCAGGAAAACUCAGAAAAAGCGAGAGAUCAGAGCACCCUUGGGGGGAGUCGGCCCUAGGGUCAAACCCCGAGCAGGUCGCUAGACCGGAAGCCUACGAGCUGGAGCGAAAGUUCGAGAUUGUGUACCAGAACGUCAUCACCCCGGGCUUGAACGCCAACGUCAUCACGUUCAGCGCCGGCGUCACCAACACCACUGACGUCAUCAGGAGUUUCAACAGCUGCCUGGACGCCGCGCUGUUAAACAGCACUUCCGGUUUGACCGAGGUGCAGAACACCACCCUCCCCCACCCUAAAAACUACUCCCUGCUCUUCAUGGUCGUCGCCUCCGCCCUCUCGUCCGUCAUUUUCGUCUUCGGUUUCCUCGGCAACAUCCUGGUGGUGGUGGUGAUCGCGCGCACCCGCAGCAUGCACACGACCACCAACUGCUACCUGCUGAGUCUGGCAGUGGCCGACAGCAUCGUCUUGCUCGCCGGGACACUUCCGGCCAUCCCGGAGCCGUUCUUUAAAGUGGACGAGUGGCCUUACGGGCGGCUCAUGUGCCCUCUCUUGAUCUUCCUGCAGUACCUGGGCGUGGACAGCUCGUCCCUGUCCAUCACCGCCUUCACCAUCGAGCGCUACAUCGCCAUCUGCCACCCCAUGAAGGCCCACACCAUGUGUACGGUCAGCAGGGCCAAGAAGAUCAUCGCCAUCUUGUGGAUCUUCACCCUGCUCUACUGCUCCCCCUGGCUGGGUCUUAUAGAUGUGUUGACACAUACAAGAGAUGCCACCCCCAUCAAGACCUGCAAGUUUCGCCUGGACAGGUCCAGCUACACCACCCUGUACAUGAUCGACCUCAUCCUCUUCUACGUCAUCCCUCUCAUCAUCGCUACCGUCCUCUACCUCCUCAUCGGAAGGAUUUUAUACCUCAGCAAGUCUAUACGCAAGAACGACAGACUCCCAAAGCACAGGUCGCCCAAACGGAGGGCCGACUCUAGAGUCCAGGUUGUGCGGAUGUUGAUUGUGGUAGUGGCGUCGUUCGCCUCCCUGUGGCUGCCCUACCGUGCGGCUGUGGUCUACAACAGCUUCGCCCUCAAGAAGUACACGGACAUGUGGUUCCUGCUGUUUGCCCGCACGAUGAUCUACGUGAACUGCGCCAUCAACCCGGUGCUCUACAACAUCAUGUCCGUCAAGUUCAAGCGCGCCUUCAGGAACCACCUCAACUGCUGCAACCGGCGUGACUCGAUGCCUGCGACGAACUCGACUGAAGUCGGCACCGACGUGUGGGCCACUCGCAGACAGACCGUCAGCCUACAGCAGCAGAACCAGCUGGCGCAGUACCACCGCUACAGCAUCAGCAACAGGCUCGCCUACAACAACGGCAACAAAGUCGUCAGUCCAAGUCACGUGUCAGGGGGCGUGACCUCCGGCUCCCACAGCUACCAGCACCUGCUCCAGUCGUCCUACCAGCAGGACGGUCUAAGCUCGCCCCGGCUUCACAAGAUGCACACCGGCUUCAGCUCCGACACGGCGGAGCAGUCGGUGUAG